This is a messenger RNA of Tuber aestivum (summer truffle), 2709 nucleotides long. The record is from the annotation of a GenBank genome assembly. NCBI's taxonomy places the organism in Eukaryota, Fungi, Ascomycota, Pezizomycetes, Pezizales, Tuberaceae.
GCACCUUCUUGCUGUCACCUCCCACUAUCCUGUGCUUCUCCACUCACCUCGGGAAUUUGUUUCUCGGGUCCCACCCGUUGUUUCGACCGCAGCACCCAAUACAAUUCCUCCAGACCUCGUCUUAACUUUCCGCCCCCCCCGGCUCCAUUUGCAAACAGCCAGGAGAGGGAUAUAAAUAUACUGAACCGCUUUCUGUGACCGGACGGGGAUAAAGCGAGAUACGGCGCUGUGUUACGACCUGUACAGUAAGGUACUCCCGCAUUUACUUGGGAGAAUGUAAGCAAGCCUUCACCCGCAGUUGCAUACCCUAUCAUUCCUACUGGCGCAAGAUAUACUAUCCGUCUAGCCUCCCUCGGGAUAUCGCCAGCCGAAUAUCUUGCUGGAGAAGGGGGGCAAUUGCCAGCGGGGCUUCCUGGGCAUGAAGAUGACAAUAUCAUGGUAGAUCGGCUAACCAUUUGACUUACAUAGCCUCUCGUUCGAUCGUUCCGGCCAACUCUUUCAUUCUUAAAACAAAGGGACAGAACCCCUACACCCCCCCCUCCACCGCGGUCGUGGCUCCCACAAAUCGUCCACGCCGGCGCUCCACCAUUGGAAGCAACGCCGGCCCACCCAAUCUCGGAAAUAUAGGGACCAACCUAUCUUCUGGUAUUUCAUUGAAUAACAAUUCUGCUACCCAUUCAUCAUUGCCUCCCAUACCUCAUACGCCCCUCAUGGGUGCCGGGGGCAGCUUUUGGGGGAGCGAUAGCGACAACAAUAACGGAUAUGCUGGGUCACGGGCGUCCACCCCGGGUCUGCCCGUAUCAAGAUCCCAUUCCCCGCUACCUUCCGAAUGCCCUUCGCUGCCCGAUUCAACGAGCAACGGUGGAAUAUGGCCGGGCCGGAAGGGUACCAGUAACGGGAGUGCAAACAUCGGCGGUUACUCACCCGCGAGGAAGUUUCUCGGGAAGCACUUAAGGAAGCUAUCAACUACGCUGCCAACCUACUCACCAUUCUCCCCACCAUACUCUACCUCGUAUGGUACGCCUUCGACACCUUUCCCUCCUGGUGGGCUGCGGAGUUGCUUUUCCUUGAGGAGAUCCAAAUUGAAUACCUUUCUGUUACUGAUUGCGGCUCUCAUGAUCUUUGUGUUCACAUAUUUACAUCAUAACCCUGUAUCGAGCAAGAUUCGGUAUGCUUCCGGGGGCUCGAAGAUCGUCAUCAUUUUGGCCGCAAAUCAGGGUGGUGGUGUCAUGAGCUGGAAGGGAGCGAAGGAAUGGGCUGUGGAGAGAGAUUCCAUUGCGAACAAGAAGGCGUAUGCUGAGAGGUGGGGGUAUCAUUUGGAAAUUAAGGAUAUGAGUACGAAGAGGAGAUAUGCGCAUGAAUGGAGAGAGAGCUGGGAGAAGGUGGAUGUCAUCAAGCAAACCAUGAGACAGCAUCCUAAAGCCGAAUGGUGAGUUUGUUGAUCCGGGGUUUUCGGUUUGUUCCGGGUUACUGGUUCAUGGAUAUUCCCUGGGAAUACCGGAAACCCGGUGGUAAUUUUUCUGGAGUUUUGGAGUAUAUAUGCUAACUUGAGGGGCUUCCAGGUUUUGGUGGUUGGAUUUGAAUACCUUUAUCAUGGAACCAUCAAUCUCCCUGCACUCGCAUAUCUUUCAGCAUAUCCAAAAUGUUACCUACAGGGAUAUUAACAUCUACAACCCACUCAAUAUCACCCAUCCCUUCUCGAAAACCGAUUUCUUCUAUCUGGAUGAUGUAUCCCUUAGCCCCGUCGGUGAUGAUAAGGCCGAAAGUAUCAACCUCGUCAUUCCCCAGGACUGUGGUGGUUUUAACCUUGGUUCCUUCCUGAUCCGUCGAAGUGAAUGGAGUGAAAGACUCUUGGACAUCUGGUGGGAUCCUGUCGGGUACGAGCAAAAACACAUGGAAUGGGAGCACAAGGAACAGGAUGCGCUGGUUUGUCUCCUGAUUUUCUCAUGGCUUGCAACUAUGAGGCUAAUUGGUUGCAUAGGAAUAUCUCUACACCAAUCAACCUUGGGUCCGUACCGGAACCGCCUUUAUCCCCCAAAGAAUGAUCAAUUCGUUCCCUCCCGGCGCCUGUGCUGAGACCCCCGAUGACAGGAGGAUCUUUUAUGAUGAGAAAGACCGUGAUUUUGUCGUGAACAUGGCUGGUUGCGAGUGGGGACGUGAUUGUUGGGGUGAGAUGGCUUACUACCGUCAACUCAGCGAGAGACUUAACUCCGGUUGGUGGAAGAAGUCCUUCCGCUAAACCUCUAGUUAUGGUCUGGAUGCACGGUAUACGCGUAGUCUCUUUGUAGAAUCAAAAGACUGGAGGUUUGGAAGCAAAAUUAGAAGUUUUAGUGGAUUAUAGGGUGGAUAGAAUGGUUUUGCCUUUUCUUUUUUCUUAUCUCUUUUCAUUUUUUUAUUUUUUUAUUUUGGGAAUGAGAAAUGAACCUUCUUCCCCCCCCUCCCCCCCUUUUUUUUUCUCCAUUGAAAACUUUUAGGCGUCUUCAGAGACGGGGGUUGCAUUUUUCCACCCUUUUCCACCUUCUGUUCUUUAUACAUACCUUUUCUUCUUUGAAGAUAUUACCAUGCCCCUCUGGGUAUGGAUUGCUGUAGAGGCUGGAGAUUUCUAGGGAGGUUGGUGGGCUAAUAAGCUAGUAUGCGGGUCUUAUUAUCCACCCUUUCAAUGUACAAAAUAGAGGAUUUUUAUGACUGAUUCAACUACUUCUCUCGCUC